Trichoderma reesei QM6a is the source of this 411-nucleotide messenger RNA. RefSeq lists its product as uncharacterized. Lineage: Eukaryota; Fungi; Ascomycota; Sordariomycetes; Hypocreales; Hypocreaceae. Bases 31 to 342 code for a protein of 103 amino acids. The transcript has 5 exons. Gene Ontology annotation, biological process: mitochondrial electron transport, NADH to ubiquinone. The record is from RefSeq and is a predicted model, not a curated record.
UCUUCUACCCAGGACCACCAUCUAGCCAACAUGACGACGCGACAAGCCGCUCUGUCGCUAUACCGUCGCUCAUUGAAGCUUGCGCUGGACUGGGCCGUCCACCGUCACCUAUGGCGAGGCCAGGCGCUCUACAUCCGAUCCCUCUUUGAAGCCAACAGGAAGGUCACCGACCCUCGCCAGCAGAGAGCUCUGUUAGCGGAGACGGAAAAGUUGCUCGAAAGCUGGAAGCACCCCGACCCAUACGUUCCGCCAUGCGCGCCCGGAGGAUCCAAAUUUGAGCGGAAUCUGCCAUCUCCGAUUUUAGACCCCCCUCCUCACCACGCAAACCAAAACCAUCAUUGAAGGCUGCGCGUGCGACGAAAAUUAGAUUCCGAGUAUAUAUCAAUCAAAAAAAUAUCAAUACAUUUCUUC